Molecule: messenger RNA, 861 nt
Organism: Durusdinium trenchii
Lineage: Eukaryota; Dinophyceae; Suessiales; Symbiodiniaceae
Source: the annotation of a GenBank genome assembly
AUGGCACUCCGACAACACCCAUUGCAAUGGAUAGUUGUGCAAGCUCAGGACGUUGAAUUUCCUGACAUGCCGAAGCUGUGGCCGAAUUCCGCAGUCACCGAGCUGGUCAAUGCCUUUCGGUCAACUUUUCCAAAGCAGACCAGGCCUUCCUCCCGGGCAGCCUUCCUCUUCAGUUGGAAUGGCCCCAUCUUCCGCUCUGAGUUUGAAGCGACGCUGGACAAGACUGAGGAUCUUCUAGCCAACCAUGGUGGGCCAUUCUUCCACGGCGAGCAGAUCUCUGCGGCCGACUGUGCUUGGGCUCCAUUUUUGGAGCGCUAUGCAGCUCAGCUGCCGUGCCUUCACCGUGGCCUUUGGCCUUACGACCCAUCCCAUUGGCCCCGUUUGGGUGCUUGGUAUGAAGCAAUGGACGCCAAGUUCCCGGCUUACUCUGCCCGCAUUCGCGGGGAUGAAGUGUCCUGGCGGAAGGUGCUUGCUCAGGCUGGCUAUGGCAAUGCUGGAGUGCCACCUGAUUUGGUCGAGGAAGAUGCUGAACAUCCCCAGCCUUCGGUUGGUGCUUGGGCCACAUAUGCUGCUAACCGGCCACAUGUGGCACCUACACCGCAUGAGGAAGUGGCGAAUCGCAUUGUGCGGAAUCGAGAAGCUUUGGCCAAAGAUGCUGUCGCUUCGGGUGUGAACAGUGAGGACGUCGACGAAGGCUUGCGAGCGGUGGCUACAGCGCUCCUUGAGGAGCCAAAAUGCUUGAGCAGGAGGGCUUUGUCCCUGGCGACCUACCUUGACGACCGCCUUUGCGUACCACGAGACCUUGGCUAUUUACCUGGUAAAGCACUUCGCCAGCUUGUAAGAGCUUGCCAGGAAGCCUAG